UUUGAAGCUGAUCGUCGUACUAUCAAUAUCACAAUAAAUUCUUUUGAAACUGAGUUGUCGAGAGAUGAUCGUGCAAAAUUGUUCCCAGAACUUGGUAAAUUAUAUCCAGACGGACAUAUAAAACUUACAAGGGCAGAUUCCUUGGAUCAUGUUAAGGCAAUUGUUGAGGUUUGGGUGGAAUAUAAACCUUUCUUUGAUACAACUCUAAAUUCUUUUGGUGGAGCUGCCACAAGUGAGGCAAAGACUUUAGAUGACCGUUUCUUUGAGUAUGAAACUCUAAAUAUUAUCAUGUCCAACAUAUAUUCUCAACUUCCAAAAUACGUUACGAAUUCUCAAGAGGCAAAAAAGGAACGACAACCACCAGUGUCCGAAACUACAAAAAAAUUUGUACCUGAUUUUGUGACGGGUACUUUGGAGGAAACAGUCAAAGAUUCAACUAAGGUUUAUGCUUCAAAAUUAAAAGAUAAAGUUUUACUACUCGAUAAUCCUUUGAAAACUUCUAAUGAAAAGAAAAAAAGAAAGCAUUCGAAAAAGAAGGUAAGAUCUAUGAGUGCAAAAGAGAAAAGAGAAACAAAAAUAUAUGAAAUUCCAAAGGAAUGCCACAGAUAUGAACUUUUCAUUCCUCUGAAUGAACUUUGGCUUCAAUAUAUUGAUGAGUUAUACGGAACUUCGAAUCCUGCCCAUUUUACUCAAAAGCUAUUGAAAGCAGAUUUCCAUGGCGCAAUUUUAACAGUAACGGGAAUCAACAUUCAUGAAACGGAAAAUGUAUUCAAAUUGAUCACAAAGGAUAAUGUUUUGAAAGUUAUUCCUAAAGGACACAGUGUAUUUACAUUUCUAUUACGAGACCAUAUGUUUACUUUAUAUGGAGAUCAAUUUAGAUUUAGGUCUGCUGCUAGAGCAGCGAAGAAAUUUAAGAAUAAACCUACUAUCGAUUUGUAA
Molecule: messenger RNA, 939 nt
Organism: Dentiscutata erythropus
Lineage: Eukaryota; Fungi; Glomeromycota; Glomeromycetes; Diversisporales; Gigasporaceae
Source: the annotation of a GenBank genome assembly